Molecule: messenger RNA, 1782 nt
Organism: Triticum aestivum (bread wheat)
Lineage: Eukaryota; Viridiplantae; Streptophyta; Magnoliopsida; Poales; Poaceae
Product: RING-H2 finger protein ATL13-like
Exons: 1
Coding region: 316-1572 (418 amino acids)
Source: RefSeq, a predicted model, not a curated record
UCGGUCCUGCCCCAACCGCUCUCCCUCCAAACACACACACCUACUCGUUUUUGCUGUGCCCAAUUAAGUGCUCCUCUGUUUCUCUGUUCCAUCCUCCCUUCUCAAAAGAUUCAAACAAAAGCUUAGGACAAGGAUGAGCUCCUUGAGCUCCGUCGCCGUCUCAAGAAGUAUAGGCUACGGUACGCGAAGCCACAUGUUGUGACUUGUGAUCCCUCACGACACCGCCAUUGGUGACUGGUGAGCCGAGCACCCCACAUUCUCUUCUUCCACCUUGUCUUUAGAUCGGGUCCGGCGGGAGCCGUGAGCCGCCACACCAUGCAUGCUGCCAUCAGCUACGCAACCCUGUCGCCCCUGCAGCUCCCGCUCCCCUACCUGCCACCCCCACUGCCGCCAUUACUGCCGCUGCUGUCGCCGCCUCCUCCGGCGGCCGUCGAUGCAGGCUUUCAGAGCAGGAUCAGCCCCAAGAUCCUUCUCAUCGUCUUGAUCUUGGCCGUGAUCUUCUUUGUCUCCGGCCUCCUCCACUUGCUCGUCUGGUUGUUGUUCCGCCCGACGCCGCGUGACCCUGGCGACGCCGGGAGCAGCGCCGCGAACGCGACCGCCUUCCACGGGCAGCUUCAGCAGCUGUUCCAUCUCCAUGACGCCGGCGUCGACCAGUCUUUCAUCGACGCGCUGCCGGUAUUCCUCUACGGCGCGGUCGUGGGCGCUGGAGGGAAGGACCCCUUCGACUGUGCGGUCUGCCUGUGUGAGUUCGCCGACGACGACCGCCUCCGCCUCCUCCCCAAGUGCAGCCACGCCUUCCACGUCGAAUGCAUCGACACGUGGCUUCUAUCGCACUCUACGUGCCCGCUCUGCCGCUGCAGCCUCCUGGCCGACUUCUCGCCGUGCGGCGGGGGCUGCAGCUCGCUGGUGUUUGUGCUCGAGUCUGGCUCGGAGGGCUCCGUCUCCGGCCGCGUCGACCGGCCGCCCGCUGCUCACCUCAGCCUGGUCAUGGAGCAAGAAGAAGGAUGUGAAAGUCAGACGCACUCAGAUGUCAAGGAGAAGGACGAGGUAGUCGUCCCCGUGAAGCUCGGCAAGUUCAGGAGCCAGGCCACGGAAGGAGGCGCGGGAUGCAGCUCCAACCCCGACCAAGAUGUGAGGCGGUGCUACUCCAUGGACCAGAGCUCCCUGCUCCGUGUAUCCGUGAAGCCGCCGGCGGCCAGGCUCUCGAAGCCCACGAUGGACAAGAAAGAGAGCUUUUCCAUCUCCAAGAUAUGGAUGCGGGGUGGGCUGCGGAGGAAGGACAGCAGCGCCGCCCCGUCAGGCUCGUCGUCGCGCCGCGCGUCGUCGUUCCGGCUGCCCUCGGCGCUCCAGCGUGCGGCGAGCGACAUCGGCGCGCCGAAGCGGCGGGCGGACGUCGUGAGCCCCGUCACCGAGUCCGAGUACAACGUGUCGGCGUGGGACAAGAGCGGGAGCGGCAGCGUCGUGGACUGGGACGUGGAGUCCUGCACGGCCGCCGGCGGGCUCAGGUCGAGGGCGGACGAGGCGCCUUCGUUCGCGAGGCGGACGCUCCUGUGGAUCAGAGGCCACCAGUGAGAAGAGAAGAUCGCAGAGUUCUUUGCUCCCCUGCUGCGAGCUGUGAUCCAGAUUAUCAGCUGGUUUGCUCUUUUUCUGUUCGAUCUGUGAGAUUUGAAGCAUUUUGCGUGGGUGGAAUGCAGGGUUAAUGAUUUUACCGCUCAGGAUUUUUUAGAUGUCUCUGCAUCUGCAGAGCGUUUCACUAUCGUCUAUCGUGUGUUACUGUGCAUU